Molecule: messenger RNA, 1370 nt
Organism: Dichomitus squalens LYAD-421 SS1
Lineage: Eukaryota; Fungi; Basidiomycota; Agaricomycetes; Polyporales; Polyporaceae
Exons: 4
Coding region: 1-855 (284 amino acids)
Biological process (GO): (1->6)-beta-D-glucan biosynthetic process; fungal-type cell wall biogenesis
Cellular component (GO): endoplasmic reticulum membrane
Source: RefSeq, a predicted model, not a curated record
AUGGCCGGUCGCGCCCUCACGCUUCUCUUUGCUCUGCUUCCCGCAGCUGCGUCGGCUUACUCUCGUACACAUCCGGUGCUGGCAUGGUCAUCUCGCAAUUCCCGAGCCCUAACUUCAUCAGCAGUCUCGGAGGCAGCCAAGAACUCGCACGCUAUUGCUAGUGCUCUGUAUACCAACAACGACAUUUGCGACCAUGACGCGGUCAUUGUAGUAAACCACCAGGGGCUGCAUGCUUCCGACUUGCGUACACUUUCUUCCUCUUGCCAUGUGGCAAGGGCAUUGUCGAGCGCCCCAUCCUCCCUUCAAUUCGCCUAUGUCGAGAGCGAAGAGCGGAACGCGAAUCCGUUCCUCGACCUAUCCAGCAUUCUAUCCGAGCGUUGCGGUUCUCGUGCGGUGAGCCAUGCACCGGAUCUCGGAGAGUUUGAUAUCGACGCGGGGAAGGGAAAACACGUUGUUUCCAUUUCGCUUCCCGCAUUGGAAGAUGGGGAGAUUGGAGCCUCGAGGAAGAGCAGCAUGGCUAACCAUGAAUCGUGGCUGUCCGGCGAGCUCUCCAAGAUCGAGAACAUCUUCUCCGACUAUCUGGUCAUUUACGCCGGGGCCCCGGGUUCGUCCCUUGGCGUCCGUCAGUCUUCGAGCUCGUCUACCUUCGAUGCGGAGGUCGUAGCCAGUCCUUCGGGUGGAAUCUUGAAACGCUACCAGCUUCUGACUCCUGGCCUGAUCCUCGUGCUUCUCGUCUCCCUCUUCAUCCUUGUUCCCGUGAUAUUCCUUGGUGUUUCUGCGCUUUCGAGCAUUCAAUCUCCCUUGACGAACGAGAUUCCGAAGGGCUUCAGUGCGGAGGAGAAGAAGAACCAGUGAUCCGGCGUGGUGGACAUUUGUGUACGGUUUCGCUAUAUCAUACUCGUUGCUUAUUGCACCUUUGUCGCGAAGGCAUCGUGCAGGUCGUGCCGGAACAUGCUCCUACUCUGUAAGGCCACCAUGGUCCCCGCCCGCGUCAGUUUAUUCGACCCCUUGACCACCAUCCCUGUCGAAGGUGGACUCGGACGAUGCGACUUAUUCAAUACAUUAGCAUGCUUUCCCACUACGCAUGCUGCUGCGAAUUUCGGCUUCCUGUGCCUCCGACGGACAUGUCAUCAUGCAUGCGUUCCUUCACGGUGGAAAUCCUCGUGCUUUUGGACCACAGCAAGCUCGAGGUGCAUUGUAUGCGCGUUGGCCAUCCGUGAUUACGUUGGAUCGUACGUCGUUAACGUCGCUCUCAUAUAUCAUUUAUGCUCAUUGUAGGUUACUGUAUCACACAUGUCGAGGUAUCAGUGCCCUUCUUGUGUUCUAUUGAAUGAUUGUACAAGCGCAAGACGCUGUCGCGAGUGACAUAC